Molecule: messenger RNA, 855 nt
Organism: Mesorhabditis belari
Lineage: Eukaryota; Metazoa; Nematoda; Chromadorea; Rhabditida; Rhabditidae
Source: the annotation of a GenBank genome assembly
AUGAGCUCAUUGCAUGGAGGGAAUCAGCUGGGAAAUCGAAUCUUCGAGAUAUUGGGAGUGGCCGCCAUAGCGAAGAGGCUGCACAGACGUCCUUCUUUCUUGCUCCAAAGCGAUUCAUUCAAUCAGCCAGUCAUUCGCCAACUCUGGAAAACCCUACACUAUUUCCCCAAUGUUCUUGAUGGGUUUUUCCUCGAGUCAGAGAGUUUGGGGCUAAAUAUCUCUUCACUGCCCCGGGUGAAUUUAAAGGCCCAACCCUCGACUUACAUCAACUUUUCUCGGUUUGAUGGGCUGGAAAAGGAGAGAAUCGUUGUCAUCGACGCCGCCUUUUUGCAGAAUAUCCAGUAUUUGAAUGAUCUUGGUUGGGAGGAGGUGGCUUUCCGAUUAGGAUUCACUGAGGAGACUCUCGAGCUGACAAAACUCAUUCUGCCCGAUGAUUUUCGAAAGAGAAAAAAGAGAAUUUGUGUUCAUUGGCGACGAAAAGAUUUCGGCUCAUAUGCUGCCAAAUCUUCUUACAUUGUUAAGGCGUUGAAUGUGAUCAUUAAACAAGAAGCAGUGUCCAAUUUCGGGAUCACAAUUUUCUCGGAUGACGCAAAAAAUUUGAAAGCCGAUGUGAGAACAGAAGAGUUUAAACAUUUUGCUAACUCAACGUGGCUCCCCAUUGACGAUCAUCCAAUCCAUUUCGUCUGGUCAUUUCUCUCGCAUCAAUGCACGCAUAUUUUGUUGACAAAUAUUCAAUCAACCUUUGGUUACUUGGGUGCUUAUUUGGCUGGCAAUCGAUCGAUUGUUUAUUUCAAUCCAGCUCUCCAUUGGAAACACAAAAUGCCGACGCCAAAAGAGUGGAUUCAAUUGGUUGUU